CGUAAACUGCUUCAGUGUCGUGAAAGUUUGUUGAUCUAUCUGCCCCUGUCUGUAGAGCUUUUGUAGUGUCGUCGGUGUUAGGGAGUGUUGCUUUCGGAAAGCCAGAUCUAAAUUAGCUGUACGUGGUUAUCAGUUACAUGCUACCAGACCGCGCUGAGCGUCUGUUCCGCAGCACAAAGCCCGGUGACAAUGUCGUGAUGGACGCAGACGGACAGCCGCGGCUCGUUAGCCUCAGUGACAGUGAAGCAGCCGAAUCGGUGACAGAUGUCAUCUCUGGCAGGACAAAGACCAAAUCUGAAACCAACCGACCCUUUGUCCGCUUCACCUUACUUAAAAUGCGCUAGUUUAUGUAUUGAAUGCCUUUUAAUCUGUAUGUAGCUAUCGUCUUAGUGUUAAAGUAGUCCGUUUGCGAGCAAACAACUAACGGUAGCCUGUCGGUGGCCGUGAGAUGUGCAGCUGUCUGGCAGUUUGCAGAACAAACCUUGUUUAGCUAGUAGCUUGUACCAAGUGAAGGCUGGAAGUCGAGGCUGGCUGCAUCCUGUUUAUCUGCUAGUAUGGAGUCUGACGACGAUGUGCCUCUCAUCUUAACCUGGGACGAAGCGAACAGCGGUCUGCUGAACGAGGAGGCUGAAAGAGGAGACGAGAAUGGAGGCAAUUAUGACAUCGUGAAUAAUGCUGUGAUCUCAACGCCCGGGCCACAAAACCACAGAGCCCAAAAUGUGUCAUUGCGACAAAGCUGGGAGAUGAACUACCAGGAGGCAGCCAUCUACCUGCAGGAAGGAGAGAACAAUGAUAAGUUCUUCACUCACCCUCGAAACCCAAAAGCACUGGCAGCGUACCUGUUUGCCCACAACCACCUUUUCUACAUGAUGGAGCUGCUCACAGGUCUGCUGCUCAUGAUGCUGUCACUGUGUGAAGCUCCUGCUGUACCUUCGCUGCGUCUGGAUGUCUAUGUCCAUGCCACGCUAGAGCUGCUGGCUUUGGUCAUGGUGGCGUUUGAACUCUGCAUGAAGCUCCGCUGGUUAGGCUUCCACACCUUCAUACGGCACAAGAGGACUAUGGUCAAGACGUGUGUGUUGUUGCUACAGUUUGUGGAGGCCAUAGUGGUCCUGAUCAGACAAACGUCUCACGUGCGAGUGACCAGAGCGCUCAGACCCAUAUUUCUGGUAGACUGUAGAUACUGUGGUGCCGUGCGCAGAAACUUACGUCAGAUCUUCCAGUCCCUUCCUCCUUUUAUUGACAUCCUCCUGCUGCUGCUUUUCUUCAUGGUUAUAUUUGCUAUCUUAGGUUUCUGCCUCUUCUCUACAAACGAUGCUGACCCGUACUUCAACACUCUGGAGAACAGCCUUGUCAGCCUGUUUGUGCUGCUGACCACAGCAAAUUUCCCUGAUGUGAUGAUGCCGGCGUACUCCAGGAACCGCUGGUCCUGUGUUUUCUUCAUUGUUUACCUCUCCAUCGAGCUCUACUUCAUCAUGAACCUGCUCCUGGCAGUAGUGUUUGAUACAUUUAAUGAUGUUGAGAAGAUGAAGUUUAAAUCUCUUUUGCUUCACAAACGCUCCGCUAUUGACCAUGCAUUCCAGCUGCUGGUUAGCCGACAGAGACCGAUGGGUGUGUCGCUGAAACAAUUCGAUGGUCUGAUGCGUUUUUACAGACCACGGAUGUCAGCAAGAGACCGUUUCCUCACAUAUAAAGCUCUUAACACGUCAGGGGCUCCUAUGCUCAGUCUGCAAGACUUUUAUAAGUUCUAUGAGGUCACCGGCCUUAAAUGGAAGGCCCGUCGCAGUGGUGAACAUUGGUUUGAUGAUCUUCCACACACAACCUUCCUCAUUUUCAAAGGCAUCAACCUGCUUGUCAAGUCUAAGGCCUUCCAAUAUGCCAUGUAUGUGGUGGUGGCCAUCAAUGGUGUGUGGAUCCUCGUGGAGACGUACAGGCUCAACAAUGGAUUUUUCAGGUCCACAUUUGUUCCCUGGAGUUACAUUGUUUUCCUGACCAUUUAUGGUGUAGAGGUGUUAUUGAAAAUAUCGGGUUUGGGGCCAAUGGCUUAUUUCAGCUCAGGGUGGAAUCUGUUUGACUUCUCUGUGACGGUGUUUGCCUUCCUGGGCCUCAUCGCUAUUGCCUUCAAUAUGGAGCCCUUCUACUUCAUCGUAGUUCUCAGAACACUUCAGCUGCUCCGGUUAUUUAAGAUCAAGCUGAGGUACCGUAAUGUGUUGGACACCAUGUUUGAGCUCUUCCCCAGGAUGGCAAGUCUGGGCUUGACCUUAAUCAUCUUCUACUAUUCUUUUGCUAUUGUUGGAAUGGAGUUCUUUGCAGAUGUGGUUUACCCCAACUGCUGCAACACCAGCACAGUGGCAGAUUCCUACAAACAGAUCAAUGUCACAAUUGGCAACAACACAGUGUUGGAAGAAGGCUACUAUUAUCUUAAUAACUUCAACAACAUUCUCAGCAGCUUCGUGACUCUGUUUGAAUUGACUGUGGUCAACAACUGGUACAUCACCAUGGAAGGAGUCACUUCUAUGACAAGCCACUGGAGCCGCCUGUACUUCAUGACUUUUUAUAUAGUUACCAUGGUGGUGAUGACCAUCAUUGUGGCGUUCAUUCUGGAUGCGUUUGUGUUCCGCAUGAACUACAGCCGCAAGAACCGAGAACCACUGGAUAAUCCAGAGGAUGAGAAUGGGAUCGUGUUUGAAGUAGAAGUGAGUCGUGAUGAAGCUCUGGCCACACUUGAGCUGUACAAACAGACGUGCCCAGGACUGUCUUCCCUCAGCUCUCUACAGGGAGUCCUACAAGCUAUGGACAGGAGUGGGCACUCAUCUCUGGUGUAUCAAGGUCGCAGAUCUAGGACCAAGAGUGACCUCAGUAUGAAAAUGUACGAAGAGGAGAUACAGGAGUGGUAUGCAGAGUAUUCAAGGGAAAACCUGCCUCAACCAGACCAAAGCUUGGAACGGGAGCUGGACAGUCCCAGCUCUGAACCUUCUCCCUUCCCACAGCCUCAGCUCAACUCACAGACUGGACCUCACGGCAUCAACUAAUGCCGUUUUUAAGCGGUACAUGUGCGGCAUCAUCUCAGUCUUUUUUUAAUGCAAAGAACCCCCAUCACUCUUGGCCUUUUUCCAGUCCACUCACCAUUUGCCACACCGGGAAACUGGUCUGGGCCCCUUUGAACUGAAGUGAGAAUGAGACGAGUUAACGGUGAAGGCAUCUUUUACAGACAGAAAGACAGACAGCAGUAGAGGUCUGCUGCCUAGACGGGAGCGUUGAACGUUGCCCCUUUUUUGGCCUUUUUUAAGACUGCAGCAAAAUCUACAAGGAAGCCUGUACUACCACAAUAUGUUGUGUACGUAUACUACUGUAGGCCUUUUGUGCCCUAUUGUAAAUCAUGUAGUACUUAAACCUGAUGCCUUAGUAUAAUGGCUCAUCUGAUCAGUAUUAACACGGAUACUACUUCUACUACACUCCUUUAAGCUCAACCCAACAAAUUACUAUGUACAGUUUCUCCUAACUAAAGUCUCAGCAGACUUAAAAAUAUUUUACUUUUAUAUAACUUCUCAUUCUGUAAUGUAUUUGAGUUAAUAAGGGAUUUUAAUAAACUGUUCAAAUUGUCAA
Molecule: messenger RNA, 3603 nt
Organism: Acanthochromis polyacanthus (spiny chromis)
Lineage: Eukaryota; Metazoa; Chordata; Actinopteri; Pomacentridae
Gene: tpcn1
Product: two pore segment channel 1
Exons: 26
Coding region: 555-3029 (824 amino acids)
Biological process (GO): transmembrane transport; monoatomic ion transport
Cellular component (GO): lysosomal membrane; endosome membrane
Molecular function (GO): monoatomic ion channel activity; voltage-gated channel activity
Source: RefSeq, a predicted model, not a curated record